UCAUGAUACACUCUGGUGGCAAAGAGUCCUCUGGAACAUGUUAUCUCGCAUGGGGUUCAAACCCCAAACUUACUAUCUAUUUUGGUGUCUCUGAUAUCGGAUUAUGUUUUCAUUGCAUGUCACUUUGCUGCAAAAAACAAGGGCCUAUAUUUAUAUCUAAUCCUUAGCUCAAAAUGGGCAUUGGUGGAAAAUAUAGAUUGCUUCAAAAACCUAUUUGGCAUCAUCUUAACAAGACAUUUGUCACCCAAAUAAAAAAGAAGCCAUCACAACUUCACAAUGUUUGGGAAUCAGUAAUUGGACUUGAAAUUCAUGCACAAAUCAACACAAGAUCUAAAUUAUUCUCAAGUGCAAGGAAUCGUUUCAUGGAGCCGCCAAAUUUUCUUGUUUCAGAUUUUGAUGCUGCACUUCCUGGUACAUUCCCAGUUCUCAACAAGAAUUGCGUAGAAGCUGCUGUUUUUACAUCUCUUGCUUUGAAUUGUAAAAUCAACAUGAAAUCAUAUUUUGAUCGAAAGCAUUAUUUUUAUGCUGAUUUACCGCAAGGUUAUCAAAUAACACAGCAAAGAAAACCCAUUGCAGUUGAUGGUCAUUUUCCAAUACCAAUUGAAGAAAGGCAUCCAGAGAAAGGCUACAUAAUACGAUGGAAAAAUAUUGGAAUUGAACAAAUACAACUUGAACAGGACAGUGGAAAGAGUCUACAUGAUGAUGUUGAGAAUAGCAGCCUCAUUGAUUUGAACAGAGCAGGUGUUGGGUUGAUGGAAAUCGUUACUUCUCCAGAUUUCUCCUCUUCCGAGGAAGCUGCUACAUUUGUAACUGAUCUUCAAUUGACAAUGAUGCGACUCGGCACUUGUUGUGGGAAAGUAGACGAGGGCCAACUACGUGUGGAUGCAAAUAUUUCAAUUCGACGUCCAGGGGAACCACUUGGUGUUAGAUCAGAAGUUAAAAAUAUUGCAGGAAUCCGUGGACUUCAACAAGCAAUUGAAUUUGAAAUAUCAAGACAAAGAAUAUUACUCGAAAGUGGGCAGAGAGUUGUCAACGAAACAAGAGAUUUCAACGCGGAGAAAGGAAUAACAAUUUCCAUGAGAGACAAAGGAGAAUUUCAAGAUUAUAGAUUCAUGCCUGAACCAAAUUUACCGCCCCUCAUUUUGUAUAGUGAUGAAACAUUGCCACCUUCAUUCGAUUCCAGUUGUGACAUAAAUAUUGAUGACAUCAGAAGACGACUUCCUCAUCCUAUGCCUGUAGAUAUUAGAAGACAGCUUGUUGAAAAAUAUGAUUUAUCACUGUCAGACUCUACAUUUCUUAUGGAAAAUGGCAUCGGUGAAUAUUUUGUUGACAUCUUGGUUGCUGCUCCUAACCUUACCCAUCUUACUGUAUUUGAUUUUGUCCGAUCUCAAUUAUUAGGUGUGAUGUAUGCAACAAAUAGGAGAACGAAGGAGUGUCCAGUAUCGCCAAAACAAGCUGCUAAUUUAUUAGUAUUGCUGGAUAACCAGGACAUUAACAGUGAUAUCAUGAUUCAGACUUUUAACGUCAUGGUGAAUGAAGGUGGAAGUCCAGAGGAGAUCAUCGAUUCUAGAAGUUGGAGAAUGAUCAAAGACAUCUCAACAAUUGAAAAAUUUUGUGACGAAGCUUUGAAAACCAUUAAUUUGGAAAACAUGUUGAAGAAAUACAUACCCGGCAAACAUAAACGUCCAAAGAAUAAGAAAGCUGUAUCUACUGUAGUCACAGCUAUCAUUGAAUUAAGCAAGGGCAGAGCUCAUACUAAAAUUGCACAAAAUGUGGCGAGGCAUAUGCUGGACAAACUUUCAUCUAACGCAGCAAAUAAAAAGUAAAAUGAACAUUCUGUUUUCAGUUAUUUAUACUUUUUAUGCAAAGACGUAAAUCUGAUUUUUUCAAAAGAAUUUACUCUGGGGAAGAUCACACCCAAUGUACUACUCUGGGCAAGAUCACAUCAAUGAGAAAUACAGGAGACUCAUUUCUGAGUGUAUUUGCAGACGAUCACUGAAAUGUCAACUUUCAUGAUCCCAUGCAUUAUGUGUAAGAGGAUUGCUGGACUCCUCGCCGCCGUAGGGUGGUUCACGUAACCGCUCCUGUCCUGUCACGAUAAAUAUGGGCCAUAACCCACACGUUUGGAACAAAUUUUUUAUGGAAAAUUUUUACUUAUAUGUUAUCUUUUUUAGUCGGCGCUGAUACAGACGCCCAUUUCCGUGAUAAUUGAGAUAUUAAUGAAGAAUUGCCAACUGUGGAAGUAUCGAAUAAAUGUAUCUUAUAAAUAUAUCGUAACAAAAUAGCUAGCUAUUCUUCGUUUGAGAACCAUCAAUAGCGAUUGGCGAAUCCGCGGAAAAUAAGAAUGUGUAACUGUUGAUUAUAAUUCAAUGAGAGACGCAAAAGGCGAAAUGUGUUACGGCUGUCUGUUCAAACUCAUGGUCAUGACACGAUCAUUUUCAUUAAUACAAAUAACGGCACUUUGAAAA
Styela clava is the source of this 2468-nucleotide messenger RNA. Its product is annotated as glutamyl-tRNA(Gln) amidotransferase subunit B, mitochondrial-like. Gene Ontology annotation, molecular function: glutaminyl-tRNA synthase (glutamine-hydrolyzing) activity. Gene Ontology annotation, biological process: glutaminyl-tRNAGln biosynthesis via transamidation; mitochondrial translation. The record is from RefSeq and is a predicted model, not a curated record. Gene Ontology annotation, cellular component: glutamyl-tRNA(Gln) amidotransferase complex; mitochondrion. Lineage: Eukaryota; Metazoa; Chordata; Ascidiacea; Stolidobranchia; Styelidae.